CUACAGGGACUCAUGGAGCCAGCAUCUGGGGCCAAUGGAACAGCCGUUACUGAGUUCAUCCUGCUGGGCUUGGUGGAGACUCUAGACCUGUGGCCACUUGUCUUCUUUCUCUUCCUCCUGGCCUACCUGGUCACAGUGGGGGGCAACCUCAGCAUCCUGGCUGCUGUCCUGACAGAGCCCAAACUCCACUCCCCCAUGUACUUCUUCCUGGGCAACCUGUCCGUGCUCGAUGUCAGCUGCAUCAGUGUCACUGUCCCUCCAAUGUUGGGUCGCCUUGUGUCCCACAAACGCCAUGUUCCUUAUGGAGCCUGCCUCUCCCAGCUCUUCUUCUUCCACCUGCUAGCUGGUGUGGACUGCUUCCUGUUGACAGCCAUGGCCUAUGACCGGUUCCUGGCCAUCUGUCAUCCCCUCACCUAUAGCACACGCAUGAGCCAGACAGUCCAGAGGACAUUGGUGGCUGUGUCCUGGACCUGCGCCUUCUCCAAUGCACUGACCCAUACUGUGGCCCUAUCCACCCUGAACUUCUGUGGCCCCAAUGUGAUCAACCACUUCUACUGUGACCUCCCACAGCUCUUCCAGCUCUCCUGCUCCAGCACCCAACUCAAUGAGCUUCUGCUCUUCGGUCUGGGCAUCCUCAUGGCAGGUGCACCUGUGGUUCUCAUCAUCACCUCCUAUGUCCACGUGGCAGCUGCAGUCCUGCGUAUCCGUUCUGCUGAGGGCAGGAAGAAGGCCUUCUCCACCUGCGGCUCCCACCUCACUGUGGUAGGCAUCUUCUACGGAACAGGUGUCUUCAGCUACAUGCGACUCGGUUCAGUGGAGGCUUCAAACAAGGACAAGGGGAUUGGCAUCCUCAACACUGUCAUCAGUCCCAUGCUGAAUCCCCUGAUCUACAGCCUGAGGAACCCUGAUGUACAAGGAGCCCUGUGGAGGGUGCUAACAGCGAAAAAACGCUAG
This is a messenger RNA of Ochotona princeps (American pika), 954 nucleotides long. Its product is annotated as olfactory receptor 3A2. NCBI's taxonomy places the organism in Eukaryota, Metazoa, Chordata, Mammalia, Lagomorpha, Ochotonidae. The transcript has a single exon. The record is from RefSeq and is a predicted model, not a curated record. Gene Ontology annotation, biological process: G protein-coupled receptor signaling pathway. The coding region runs from base 13 to 954 and encodes 313 amino acids. Gene Ontology annotation, cellular component: membrane. Gene Ontology annotation, molecular function: G protein-coupled receptor activity; olfactory receptor activity.